UAGGGAGGCCGGGACCGGAACCUUCAGUUGGAUGCGAUCUGCCAACCUAAUCGAAAGAAGCAGAAAAACAAGCUGGCACUUACCAAAGGGUAAAAGCAGAAGGAUUAACUUUCAAAGUAAACAAGUUAAAAACCCUUAAAAGUCAGUGAGAGCCUUGGGCCUGGUUGUAUAUCAACAAAGCCACUUGUAUUGAAUAAUGUUUUAAUGUGCGUCUGGUUGCUGGACGCUAAAUUGUUUUCAGGGGAAAUCGGACAGCGGAAUAUACUUCUCGUAAAUGUGUAACCACUAACAACCCGUUCACGGUGUAUCCCUCAGAGAAAUUAACGCUUUUAAGAGAAAUACAAUACAAGAAAGACAGCGUCCAUUUUCCAGAGUUUACACAGUAAACGCCAUGUGGGUGAAAUGUAUAGUUGGUACUCAGACGUCCCGUUCCCGUGAAGGCAGCACGGAGCUGCGCCAAAAGAAGCUGACAGAAACACUGGAGUUACCGUCUCGUCCAGUCGCAGUGGCGUUAACUGGAUCACAAUGGAAAGCUUGCAAAACCCCAGUACUUUGGCAUCCAAACUGCAGAAGACCUUAAUAUCUUACCACAAUCUGGAUGAAAAUGAUUGGAGAGUAUCAAAGAGAUUGAAAGACGUUACAGUGUGGAGAAAGCCAUCUGCAGAGUUUCAUGGUUAUCUGUAUAAAGCCCAGGGUGUGGUUGACGAUGACCCCAAUAGAAUAGUGGAUUACAUUCGUCCAGGCCCUUAUCGAUUACAGUGGGAUAGUUUGCUGACUUCAAUGGACAUAAUAGAAACCCUUGAUCAGGGUUGUUGUGUGAUGAAGUACACGACAUCUGGUCAGUUGUGGAACAUAAUUUCUCCGAGAGAGUUCAUUGAUUUCUCCUACACCACAGACUACCAGGGUGGCCUCUUGUCCUGUGGUGUCAGUGUGGAGCAUGAGGGGCAGCACCAGAAUUUUGUCAGAGGUUUCAACCACCCGUGUGGCUGGUUCUGUGUGCCCACCACAGAGAGCUCCACCAUCCCAGCCCAGAGCCUCCUUACCGGGUACAUACAGACAGACCUCCGGGGUAUGAUGCCACAGUCUGCAGUGGAUACAGCCAUGGCAGGCGCCCUCAUCAACUUCUACACCGACCUGCGCAAGGCUCUGAAGAUGGCUUAACUUUGCUCAGUGGCUGGAUUGGUUAAGCUUUAGCCAGCUCAUAUUUUGUACGAUGGCUAAAGCACAUACAAAUCCAGCAACUAGGCUAAGCCAUCCAACUAGGCUAAGCCAUCCUAACAUCCUAAUGAACACACCAGUCGAUUGAUCAUCCAUUCUACACUCCACCGUUUCAGGGGGAAUCCAUUUCUCUUUCCUAAGCAGCUCAAAUGCAAUCCAAGUUAGGACCAGGGGUUUAGUCACUGAGUUGGGACUUGUUUAUUGAUACAAAUAUCAAGCAUAGAAUGAUAGUGGCACACCCAACAAAUUCAGUGGUUGAGGACAGAUAGAUAAUUAGCAAAAUACGAAAAUAAAACAAAUGAAGAUAGAGAGCCAGAUGCUAUUAUUUUAAUGUGACUUAUAGUUACCAGUUAGAUGUAAAAUGUUUGCAGGAAUGUUUCAUGGUGCUAAUAUGAAUUUUUCAUGUCUAUCAAAUCCUAAAGCGAAAGCUAAGUGUCCAGAGAGAUGUGCAUCUAUCUGUUUUGUUUUUAUUAUUACAAUAAACCAGACCCCUUUGGUCUAUUGCAUCUCCAAUAGAAAUCAAACACUGAAUUGCCAUUAGUCCCAAAAAUACCUCAGGGGUGCAAUGAUAUCACUAUUUAGAUAAAAAGAACACCACCAGCAGGAAUAGGAAAGCUUUGCUUGUUGUGUCCUGUAUAGCUCAGUUGGUUGAGCACAGGGUUCCACUAAAACAGCGUAAAUGUACUCACUAUUGUAAGUCACUCUGGAUAAAAGUGUCUGAAAAACUUGAAUACUUGAAUAUAACGUUACGGAUGUUUGAGGGCCAUACCUUUACAAAAUUAACUUGAUAUUGGUUAUCUAAUGGAUUACCAGCUCAAUGUCAAGUACAACAUAUUAACUAUGUUAGAUUGAUGAUACUUUGGAACUUUAAGUGUAUUUGAUUUUUUUUCCAUUCUGUGGUUGUAUUAUUGUUCUGUAAUGAGGAAGAAAGUGGUAUGCCACACGCAACUUUUGUUUCCUGUUUCUUGCCUUAAGGAUAAAUAAUCCUGAGAAGACUACAAGAACAAAGAACUACAUCACUAAUUGUUAUAACAAGCUGGGCAUAUAUUUGUAGUGUUGUUUCUUCUGUUGUUGAUAGUUUAGUCCUUUUUUGAUAUUGUAAAUACUUAAAAUUAAUCAGGUUAGGGAGUUAAUGUAUCCCAUUCAGUAUUUAUUUUAGAGUACAAUACAAGGAACUAUGCUCUGCUUUGGGCCUUGCAUUUUAGAAUUAUUAUGUGUACAACAUUUAAGGUUAAACUAUAUUCAUGCAAUCUUCAUGUCUCACUUACUUGGUCUAAUGUUGUGUUUCAGUUUGUCCUUUAUUUUACUUUCUAUCACUGUAUUUAGUUUAAACUAAAUACAUGCUAUCAAUCAAAUUAAAUGUAUUUUAUUAAGUCCUUUUCAGUACUGAUAAUACUGUGCUAAAAUCCCUGAAGAAUGCAGAUGAACAGGGUCUACAACUAUAAAAAUGUUAUUUGACUGUCCACAUAUGAGAACUGUUAAUGGUUUUGAAAAUAAAAUGUUUUGGUUCCUCAGA
Messenger RNA from Esox lucius (northern pike), 2734 nucleotides. It is a transcript of the gene stard4, whose product is annotated as StAR-related lipid transfer (START) domain containing 4. Gene Ontology annotation, biological process: cholesterol import; cholesterol transport involved in cholesterol storage; intracellular cholesterol transport. The transcript has 6 exons. Gene Ontology annotation, cellular component: endoplasmic reticulum; cytosol. The record is from RefSeq and is a predicted model, not a curated record. Gene Ontology annotation, molecular function: cholesterol transfer activity; cholesterol binding. NCBI's taxonomy places the organism in Eukaryota, Metazoa, Chordata, Actinopteri, Esociformes, Esocidae. Bases 526 to 1161 code for a protein of 211 amino acids.